This is a messenger RNA of Anastrepha obliqua, 1188 nucleotides long. It is a transcript of the gene PIG-K, whose product is annotated as putative GPI-anchor transamidase. Gene Ontology annotation, molecular function: GPI-anchor transamidase activity. NCBI's taxonomy places the organism in Eukaryota, Metazoa, Arthropoda, Insecta, Diptera, Tephritidae. Gene Ontology annotation, biological process: protein localization to cell surface; proteolysis; attachment of GPI anchor to protein. The record is from RefSeq and is a predicted model, not a curated record. The transcript is spliced from 6 exons. Gene Ontology annotation, cellular component: GPI-anchor transamidase complex. The coding region runs from base 83 to 1162 and encodes 359 amino acids.
CGAAACAGCUGACAGUCAACUCAAGACUGUUUAUCUAAUUGUCUUAAUUUUGUUUGAUAUUUCUAAAUCUUGAAUCAUUAAAAUGCAUAAGUUUUACCAGACUGCCCUUGUUGUCUGUACAUUUUGCUGUGUGCUCACGCAAAUCGCCAGUCAAGAGCCUAACAACCAACUUCCCGAAAAGUAUGUGGAAUCUGUACAGCGUUCGACUCACACCAACAACUGGGCUGUGCUAGUAGAUGCGUCACGUUUCUGGUUCAACUACCGCCAUGUGGCCAAUGUGUUGAGUAUCUAUCGUUCUGUAAAGCGGCUGGGCAUACCGGACUCCCAGAUUAUACUUAUGUUGGCUGAUGAUAUGGCUUGCAAUGCACGCAACCCACGCCCUGGUCAGGUGUACAAUAAUGCGAAACAACAUAUAAAUGUUUAUGGUGAUGAUGUGGAAGUGGAUUAUCGUGGCUAUGAAGUGACUGUAGAGAAUUUUGUACGUCUACUGACGGGUCGUACGCAAAAUGGUACAGCUCGUUCGAAAAAAUUGCUUACCGAUGCUGGCAGUAAUGUUUUGAUUUAUUUGACUGGACACGGUGGUGAUGGUUUUCUCAAAUUUCAAGAUUCGGAAGAGAUUACCAGUCAAGAAUUAGCCGAUGCUGUGGAGCAAAUGUGGGAAAAGAAGCGUUACAAUGAGCUAUUUUUCAUGGUAGAUACCUGCCAGGCGGCUUCGCUGUAUGAGAAAUUCACUUCACCUAAUGUGCUGGCGGUGGCAAGCAGUUUGGUGGGUGAGGAUUCCUUAUCGCACCACGUUGAUCAGUCUAUUGGCGUAUAUAUGAUUGAUCGCUAUACCUACUACGCGCUGGAGUUUUUGGAAAAAGUGCAACCCCACAGCAAAAAGACAAUGGACGAAUUUCUUCAAGUUUGUCCCAAACGCGUUUGUAUUUCAACAGUUGGCGUACGCAAAGAUCUCUAUAGACGUGAUCCCAGUAAGGUGCCUAUAACAGACUUUUUUGGUUCCAUACGUCCCACACAAAUUUCAACUGGGCGUGUUAAUAUAACGCUAGCUGAAGAAGAGGAUUUCAUUAACGCUGCUAUUGCCGCUGAAGAAGAAGCCGCUCAGCGUAGUACUUUCAAAGUUGAAUUUCCAUCACAAUUCCCUACAGAAUUAUUUAAAUAAAAUAUGCACAUAAAUAAGACUGAAAA